Lactuca sativa (garden lettuce) is the source of this 2392-nucleotide messenger RNA. Its product is annotated as Protein kinase superfamily protein. NCBI's taxonomy places the organism in Eukaryota, Viridiplantae, Streptophyta, Magnoliopsida, Asterales, Asteraceae. The record is from RefSeq and is a predicted model, not a curated record. Gene Ontology annotation, molecular function: ATP binding; protein serine/threonine kinase activity. Gene Ontology annotation, biological process: protein phosphorylation. Gene Ontology annotation, cellular component: cytoplasm.
UGGUGAUCAUACGCUAUCAGCGUUCUUUUCUCCAUCGGCCGUCCCACCACACACUCUUUCUGUCGUCGAUUUCCUUCCUUAUGCUCAAAGCUACAAAUCCAGAUCUGAGAUCACAAUCAGGUAUCAAAUCUAAAACCAUCAUUUCAUCUCAUCCCCACAAAUAAAAUCUCACUUCUGAUCCCAGAUCUUGCGCACACAAACAACAACAAUCCAUAAAAAGACUCUGCUUUAGUUGCUUGCCGAUCUAUCCGGUUCUCUCUCGCCAGAUUCACUUUUUUGCUAUCAACCAUGUGGAGAAUCAAACAAUUCAUGCCAAAGGAGAAGUCCGGACUCGAAGGUCGCAUGAUUGACAUUGGAAAUCUAAAAAUUCAAGUUCGCAAUGUGAUAGCUGAGGGUGGAUUCUCUUGUGUUUACUUGGCUCAAGAUGCUCUAAAUGGUUCAAAGCAAUAUGCACUAAAACACAUGAUAUGUAACGAUGAAGAAUCUCUAGAUCUUGUGAAGAAAGAAAUAUCCGUGAUGAAAUCACUUCAAGGACACCCAAACAUUGUCAUGCUAUGUGCACAUACUUUCUUGGAUACAGGGCGCACAAAGGAAGCACUACUUGUUAUGGAAUUUUGUGAUAAAUCUCUGGUUAAUGUGCUGGAAAGCAGAGGUGCUGGCUUCUUUGAAGAGAAACAAAUUCUUCAAAUAUUCAGAGAUGUCUGUAAUGCAGUUUUUGCUAUGCACUGCCAGUCACCACCCAUUGCUCACCGUGACUUGAAGGCAGAGAAUAUUUUGCUUGGAUCUGAUGGAUUAUGGAAGUUAUGUGACUUUGGUAGCACCUCAACGAAUCAUAAACGUUUUGAAAGGCCUGAAGAAAUGGGCAUUGAAGAAGACAAUAUAAGAAAACACACAACACCUGCCUAUAGAUCCCCUGAGAUGUGGGAUUUGCUUCUGAGAGAAGUUAUAAGCGAGAAAGUUGAUAUAUGGGCACUUGGGUGUCUACUAUUCCGCAUCUGUUACUUCAAGUCUGCAUUUGAUGGUGAAUCGAAGCUACAAGUAUUGAAUGGAAAUUAUCGCAUUCCAGAAAUGCCAAAGUACAGCUCAUCAAUAACAGAUCUCAUCAAGGACAUGCUGCAAUCUUUUCCAUCUUCCAGACCAGACAUCACGCAGGUGUGGUUUCGAGUUAAUGGCCUAUUACCCGAUGAAUCUCAGAAGUCUUUACCCGAUAGACCACCUGAAAUGCUCCAAGCUGACAUCCAUGAAGGUCUUUCAAAGCCUGCAAAUAAAUCUAGCCCGGUGCCUCGUAGAAGCCCACCGCCGCCACCAACCACCACCACCGCUGAGUCAUCCCGGAACGAGGGAAGUGGUGGGCCCAUGGGUGCUUUCUGGACAACUCAGCAUGCUAAGGAAUCAGCUGUUGUUGAAGAGCUUAAAUUUGAUGAAGAGGCAAGUGGGGCUGAGAGAUUUACUUUACACAGAACUAGUCCUCCGAAAAACGAAGGUCGCCAUUCGCGGUCCUCGCAAAAAAUGGUGCAGGGGAAGUCGGGUCCUUCAAAGGACUUUGAAAUGAACUUUUUCCCAGAAGGUGGUCCAAAAUCUAAUGAUGGUUUUAAUGCUUUUGCAAGUGAGUUUGGCAUGAAUAGAGUUGGGAAGGAAGAGGAGUUAGAGGGUGAAGUAGAAAGAUUAAGGGAAGAGCUGAAGCAGGUUAAUAUGGAGAAAAAUGAAUUGAUUUCUAAAUAUGAAAAGUUAUCUGCUAUUUGUCGAUCACAGAGACAAGAGCUACAUGAGCUGAAGCAGCAAACUCUUGCUUCUACAACUCCAUCUUCAAAUAAAAGCAGCUCUAAAACCCAGCCAUCUCCUGGAAUUCAACACCAGUCUCCAUCUCCAUCUCCACAGCAGAAAGAGAAAGAUGGAAGAGUUUGGGAGGUUGAAAAGGGAUUAUUUGAUAAAGGGUCCCCAGUCCCAAGCCUAAGCCCUGAACAAAACUCAUGGCAGGCUUUUCCUGAGGAGAAUCCCACAAACAACUCCAAAUCCGUUAGAACAAGAAACGGGCACCAGAACAAGCCAGCGGCUGAAGGCGGCACCACCAAUUGGGGUUUUGGAGCAGAAAGCUUCACAGCGGUUCCUGCUGCUGCUGGCUCUCACUCUCAGGCAAACACAACACCUAAUAUCAGCACCACCACCAAUUCUGGGCGUUCUCGUUAUGGGGAGGACUUCAAAAACAAAGAAAGUAAGUCGGCUUCCCGACCUGCUGGAUGGGCUGGUUUCUAGUCUUGCUGAUGUUAUUAUUAUUAUUAUUAUAUAAUCAUGUGUUCAAAAAAGAUACUUGUCUUGUGAUCUUGUCAACAUUUUAAGAAAACUGGUUGGGGUAUUAUUAUAUCUGAAACAAAUGAUUGUUGAUUUGUUGCUA